AGACAUUCCCCUGAAGAGGAGCAGAACAGUCCUCAAGCCCUGCCUGCGCUAGGGAAAGGACAGCCAGCCACGCCACUUGCUUCAGCCUAAACCCACCCCCAGCUCCAGAGAGACACUGGCGGGUGGACUGGUUUUCCAGGCAAAAUGAACAUUCAGGAGUAUUUUGCAAGAAUUUCUUACAAUGAUUCCCAUAAGGAUGCAGACUUGCAAACCUUAACAGUCAUCUUCCAGCAUCACAUCCACGCAAUUCCUUUUGAAAACCUCAGCAUGCAUUGCGGGGAGACCAUUGAACUGGAUUUACAAUCUACUUACAACAAGAUUGUGAGAAAGAAACGUGGUGGAUGGUGCCUGGAAAGCAAUCACCUUUUAUUUUGGGCCUUGCAGGAAUUAGGGUAUGAUGUCUGUAUUCUUGGAGGAAACAGUUAUGAUCCAGCAGAGAAGGCAUACACUGCUGAGAUGAAUCACAUCCUAAUGAAGGUGGUGAUCAAGGGAAAUUCCUACAUAGUAGAUGCUGGUUUUGGUGGUCCCUACCAGGCAUGGGAGCCAUUGCUGUUGAUUUCUGGGAAGGAUCAGCCCCAGAUCCCCGGCAUAUUCCGCUUUAUGGAAGACAAUGGCACCUGGUACUUUGAGAAAGUGAAAAGGAAGCAUUAUAUUCCUGAGCAAAGCAUCCCUUUGGCUGGUACUCCAGAACUGGGGAAUAUCAGAAAAAUAUAUACAUUCACUCUCGAGCCACGGCAUAUAAAUGACUUUCAGGAGUUGAAUGGAUACCUACAAGUGUCUCCAGAUAACAUACUUCAGAAGAAGUCAAUUUGCAGUCUCCAGACUACUAAAGGGCUUUAUGCCUUAGUUGGAUGGACCUUCACUGAAGUGAUGUAUAACUACAAGGAGGACAUGGACCUGAUACAGAUCACAACGCUUACAGAUGAAGAGGUUGAGAAGACACUGAAAGACAAAUUCAACAUAGUGCUGGAGAACAAACUCACACCAGUAAACGUUCGUGGAUUGCCACCUAAUAUAGUGGAUAGAAUCUAAUUCUAAUGCUG
Molecule: messenger RNA, 1043 nt
Organism: Cuculus canorus (common cuckoo)
Lineage: Eukaryota; Metazoa; Chordata; Aves; Cuculiformes; Cuculidae
Product: arylamine N-acetyltransferase, liver isozyme
Exons: 2
Coding region: 145-1032 (295 amino acids)
Molecular function (GO): acetyltransferase activity
Source: RefSeq, a predicted model, not a curated record